CACACACACACACACACACACACACCUCCGUUCGUCCACCCUUCACUAGCUCACACGUGAAGGAGUGCUCAGUAAUUCUGAUGCCGCGGCGUGGAGGUGACUCGCCAGUGUUGCUGGAGGAGGAGGAGGCAGAGGAACUGUUAUCUUAACCCGGAAAUAUGAGCCAUCAGAUCUUCUUGAUCCAGGCGUGCGUGACGAUUCUGGCGGUGAUAGUCAUGCCGUACGGCCUGACCCACCCCUCUCCCUCCUCAUCCAGACCAAAUCUCCAACCCACCGGGAGCACGGAGCAAGAUCCAGCAAAUCUGGACGACGACGGAGCAUUACAAGAGGGUUCAAGCACCUAUCGAAUUGACUUCCUUGCUGGAUUUUUUCCUCCCUUUCUCCGUCCUCUUCCUCCACCUCCGCCACCUAAACCUCCAAGACCUUUCCCUCCAAGCCUUCCAUAUAAGCCUACUAUUUCCACACCUCCAGUUAGCCCUCUAAACCAUUUAAAUGAAGGGCACCUUGAUUCACUAGAGUUUCAGUUUGACUUCAAGCCACCUGACUUCUUCGAGUCAUCUGGAUUCCCCCGUCCCGAGGAGGAGUACUUUGAUGGCCCUCCCCACCAUUCUCCCUACCAUGAGGAGUUCCCGGCUUCACAUCCACACCCAGCUCACCAUCAUGAGGGACCUGAUGAACCCGCUCAUCCACACCAUGAAGACCCAGGGCAUUCUCCUCCAGUCCAUCAUGAAAUUUCCCUUCACAGCCCGCCUCCUCAGUCACACCAUGAGGAAUCCCAACCUCCGCCCCCCAAACCUUCUCAUUUCCUUCCUCCUCCCCAUCCCCCUUCCCCACCCUCCAAUCAUGCAUCCCCUCCCCGUAGACCCCACUUAGGGUCUAUCCCUAACUCAUUAUAUCGUUACCAAGUGCCGGUUAAGGAUGUACACAAUCCAAGAGACCACAUUCAUGACGACCUUGAACCCGGUGGUUUCCAAGGACUCGGUAAUACCGAUCUGGAAUUCAUCAAAGAUAUAACAAAUAAAUACAUCUCUUCGAGUUCAUCCUCCUCCUUUUCCUCUUUCUCUUCCACCUCAUCAUUCUCUUUGUAAUCUAGUUCACCAUUUAUCUUUCCGUUGCCACCAUUUUGAGAUAAUAUAUUUUUCUCAUCUUUCCUCUCCCCUGUAUCUGCCCAUCUUUAAAUAUUACAAUUAUUUACCUCAUUAUCUUGGCUCUUUUACUCAAUUUCUCUCUCUCUCUCUCUCUCUCUCUCUCUCUCUCUCUCUCUCUCUCUCUCUCUCUCUCUCUCUCUCUCUCUUUUGUGUUGUUGAAUUUAUUUGUUUUUCGUUUUUGUUAGUAUAAGAAUGAUACCUCAUUAGUUUUGAAUAAGUUUUACAUUGUUACAUAUUUUCACCUUCGUUGAUGCACUUGUAUGUCCUCUAAUAAACACUUUGUCAGGCAAACUUAAAAU
Molecule: messenger RNA, 1447 nt
Organism: Eriocheir sinensis (Chinese mitten crab)
Lineage: Eukaryota; Metazoa; Arthropoda; Malacostraca; Decapoda; Varunidae
Exons: 2
Coding region: 159-1088 (309 amino acids)
Source: RefSeq, a predicted model, not a curated record